CAAUGACACAGCGAGGUGGGCGGGACCAACCGCCGCAGGUCACGCGCAGCAGGAAGUCCUCCGCAAGCAGAGACCAAAAAAACCCAACAACAUCAACAACAACAGAAGUUCUCUCCCAAAAUGCUGCACAAAAUCACCGGCGUGACGGUGCGGGAUGUGAGAUUCCCGACGUCCUUGGAGCAGCACGGCUCCGACGCCAUGCACACAGACCCCGACUACUCCACCGCGUACGUGGUGAUCCACACGGACCGCGGGCUGAAGGGCUUCGGCUUCACGUUCACUCUGGGAAAAGGCACGCAGAUCGUGGUUUGCGCUGUGGAGGCCGUGGCCGCUCUGGUUGUGGGCAAAUCCCUGCAGGAGAUUGUGAGCGACUUCCGGGGAUUCUACCGCCUGCUGACCAGCGACGGCCAGAUGAGAUGGUUGGGCCCGGAGAAAGGAGUCAUCCAGCUGGCCGUGGCUGCAGUCCUGAAUGCUGUGUGGGACCUGUGGGCGCGGGCGGAGGGCAAGCCGCUGUGGAAGCUGCUCGUUGACAUGGACCCGCGGCAGCUCGUCUCCUGCAUCGACUUCAGAUACAUCACCGACGCGCUCACGGAGGAGGAGGCCGUGGACAUAAUCGCCAAGGCUCAGGAGGGCAAGCGGCAGAGAGAGGACCGCAUGCUCAAAGAGGGCUAUCCCGCCUACACCACCUCCUGCGCGUGGCUCGGAUACCCGGACGAGCUGCUGCGACAGCUCUGCGCGGACGCACUUAAAAGCGGUUGGACCAGAUUCAAGGUGAAAGUCGGCGCCGAUCUGGAGGACGACGUGCGCAGGUGCCGCCUCAUAAGGGAAAUGAUCGGGCCUGAGAACACUCUGAUGAUCGAUGCCAACCAGAGGUGGGGCGUGGCCGAGGCCAUCAGCUGGGUGUCCCGCCUGGCCGAGUUCAAACCUCUUUGGAUCGAGGAGCCGACGUCUCCGGACGACAUCCUGGGUCACGCUGCCAUCUCCAAGGCUCUGGCUCCGCUCGGCAUCGGCGUGGCGACGGGAGAGCAGUGUCACAACAGGGUGAUGUUCAAGCAGUUCCUCCAGGCCUCGGCGCUGCAGUUCGUGCAGAUCGACGGCUGUCGGGUCGGCAGCGUCAACGAGAACCUGGCUGUGCUGCUGAUGGCCCACAAGUUCCGGGUGCCCGUCUGUCCUCAUGCCGGAGGAAUCGGCCUCUGUGAGCUCGUCCAGCACCUGAUUCUGUUCGACUACAUCUCCGUGUCCGGGAGUCUCAGCAACCGAAUGUGUGAAUAUGUGGAUCACCUGCACGAACACUUCACCAGCCCCGUGGUGAUCCGAGACGCCCACUACAUGCCUCCCAAGGAUCCGGGCUUCUCCUGCGAGAUGCUGGAGUCCUCAGUGCAGAGACACCAGUACCCCGAAGGAGAAGUGUGGAAGCUGAAUCCGGACCUUUUGUGAAGCUGCUUUGAGUCAAUGAUUCAGUGCAAAUCACUCAUGUUAAUUCUUUAUUUACAAUUCGGAUAUUACUAACUGAAAAUAAAUCAAACUAACUGGCAAUUUUGCACUUUUCUGUAAAAGUCAAAAAGACAAUUAAAUAAAAUUCUGAUUUAC
Messenger RNA from Pungitius pungitius (ninespine stickleback), 1590 nucleotides. It is a transcript of the gene enosf1, whose product is annotated as enolase superfamily member 1. Gene Ontology annotation, molecular function: magnesium ion binding; L-fuconate dehydratase activity. The coding region runs from base 121 to 1437 and encodes 438 amino acids. The transcript has 15 exons. Gene Ontology annotation, biological process: carbohydrate catabolic process; amino acid catabolic process. NCBI's taxonomy places the organism in Eukaryota, Metazoa, Chordata, Actinopteri, Perciformes, Gasterosteidae. The record is from RefSeq and is a predicted model, not a curated record.